This is a messenger RNA of Silurus meridionalis, 2201 nucleotides long. RefSeq names its product claudin-3-like. NCBI's taxonomy places the organism in Eukaryota, Metazoa, Chordata, Actinopteri, Siluriformes, Siluridae. Gene Ontology annotation, molecular function: structural molecule activity. The record is from RefSeq and is a predicted model, not a curated record. Gene Ontology annotation, biological process: bicellular tight junction assembly; cell adhesion. Gene Ontology annotation, cellular component: plasma membrane; bicellular tight junction. The coding region runs from base 196 to 1320 and encodes 374 amino acids. The transcript is spliced from 3 exons.
UGUGUGUGGACACCUGACAAUUGGCUAGAAUGUAUUUGUGUGCUGUCACCCAGCCAUUAAAAACUAAUGUUGGCCAAAGAAGGAGAAGGAGAGGAGGAAGACGUCUACAGAGAAAGCAGAGAAAGGAGAAGUGGAGAUUGGUUUCUAAUAUUUUCUGCGUUUGUGUCAUCAAGGCCAAAGCAUCUCUAGCUCACCAUGUCAAUGGGAAUGGAACUUGGGGGCAUUGCCCUGGGUUUAAUAGGCUGGAUCAUAUCUAUUAUAACCUGCGCUCUGCCGAUGUGGUGGGUCACUGCUUUUAUUGGAACUAACAUCGUCACAGCACAAAUUGCCUGGGAGGGCAUCUGGAUGAGCUGUGUAGUUCAGAGCACCGGACAGAUGCAGUGUAAGAUAUACGACUCAAUGCUUGCUCUUUCUCAGGAACUUCAGGCAGCCCGAGCUAUGUGCAUCGUCUCCAUCAUCCUAGGCAUGCAGGCUGUAACAGUCUCCAUUAUGGGUGCAAAGUGCACAAACUGUAUUAGGGAUGAGGCAUCUAAAGCAAGAUUCAUGAUUGUCUCUGGCAUCUGCUUCAUCAUCUCUGGCGUCCUGACACUCAUCGCGGUAUCCUGGACUUCCAGCACUGUUGUUCAGGAUUUCUACAAUCCGUUGGUCCCACCAACUCAGCGCAGGGAGCUGGGACUCACCAUGUCAAUGGGAAUGGAACUUGGGGGCAUUGCCCUGGGUUUAAUAGGCUGGAUCAUAUCUAUUAUAACCUGCGCUCUGCCGAUGUGGAAGGUCACUGCUUUUAUUGGAGCUAACAUCGUCACAGCGCAACUCAUCUGGGAGGGCAUCUGGAUGAGCUGUGUAGUUCAGAGCACCGGACAGAUGCAGUGUAAGAUAUACGACUCAAUGCUUGCUCUUUCUCAGGAACUUCAGGCAGCCCGAGCUAUGUGCAUCGUCUCCAUCAUCCUAGGCAUGCUGGCUGUAUUUAUCUCCAUUAUGGGUGCAAAGUGCACAAACUGUAUUAGGGAUGAGGCAUCUAAAGCAAAAGUCAUGAUUGUCUCUGGCAUCUGCUUCAUCAUCUCUGGCGUCCUGACACUCAUCCCGGUAUCCUGGACUUCCAGCACUGUUGUUCAGGAUUUCUACAAUCCGCUGGUCGCACCCACUCAGCGCAGGGAGCUGGGAGCAUCUCUGUACAUAGGCUUUGUGGCUGCCGCUCUUCUUAUCAUCGGAGGAGCAUUGCUGUGCUGCACCUGUCCACCACGUGAGAACAGCUACAAGCCCCCCAAAAAAGCAUACACUGCUCCUCGUUCUGACAGUGGCUACGGGAAGGACUAUGUAUAAAAAUCUUUCAAAGACAGGUAAAGAUUAAAUCAAAGAAGACAAAGGAUCUUCUGAAAAGACUCCGACAUGAAGGGCUGUAUAAUGCUGUUCAUAUUUGCUUUGUUGCUCUGUUUGCAGUGUAUGUGUUCAAAAUUGCUUUCAAGAAUGUACCCUUUAAAUGUGGAUUUGCAAUGUGAAAUGGUUAAAUAUGCUGUAAUUACUGGUGAAGAUGGUUACAUUUUUAUACACAGUUUUUCAUUUUUUCUUUCGAUAACCUUGCCCUAUAACUAUACUAUAAUUACUAUAAUAACUAUAAUAACUAUAACUAUAAAUAUAUUUUUUUUUACAUGUAUUUGCUUAUGGAAAUUCGACCAGGGGCCGAAACUGACUUGAAUGAAUGAUGACUAAGCCUUCCCUUGUUUUUAUUUUCUUCAAGGUUUAAAAAUGUAUAUGGACUUCUGUUUUCAUUCAUUUUCAUUUGCAGCCUUGCUUUUUUUACUUUUUGUGUUAAGAUUUUAUAUGGAGUGCUAUAGGCACUAAUGGUUUUCAAUAUCUUAUCUAAAUACUGUUUUUUUUUUUUUUAGCAGAUACGUACUCACUAUUGAACUAAAAUGACUUUUGUGAUAUAUAAAAAAACUGAAAAGGUGUGUGGUUUAAAUGACUGAUUAUAUUUACUUUGUGGUUUUAUAACAACAAAGAACACAGCCUGCUUAAUGGUGGACUGAAAACCAAUAUACUAGCACUCAGAUCUUUAAAAAGCAGAUAUUGUUUGCCAGGGGUGGCGGUCAAUAAAAUACACCAAAGCCUUUAGAGAGCAAGGGGUGGGUAUAUAUAGUAUCUGUUGUAAGGGGGUUCCAAAUAUAUUAUAAGUCUUCUCAAAAAAGCUUUGUUGCAUGAAAUAA